GUCACAUAUGCAUCAGACUCUCCGGUCCCUCUCAUCCUCACGUUUCAAAGCACUGAUGCACAAGCUCUCGAUCUGCUUGCUUCAAAACCUUCCGUCGAACUGAUUCGCAUUGUUGCGAUUGGUUCUGGAGCUUCUGACGAGGCUGUUCCUCGUAGAAGCAAUAAUACAUUCUACAGCACCAUCGCUCGUGCGGCUUUCUUUCCCUCUGAGGACAUUGGGAAAACAGGCAAAAUAACACUCCAAGGCGAGUUGCACGUUCCGAAAGGCAUCAAGUCUAGCUUCACGUUCCCUCGUUUGUCACUCAAAUACAUUAUCGCGCUGCUUCCGCCUCGUGUUGCAGGAUUUGUGCCGUCUAUAGAUGCCAACGACCAUCUCAUUUCUGAACGCGUCACUAUUACUCUCGCCAGUGCGCCAGGCAUUCGCAUGCGCUCGAUAUCUGGAGAACGGCAACCAGAGAUUUCUGCACCACUCAAGGUAAUGACGCGUUGCACGUGACUUUCUCAGCAUGUGCUACAUUGGCCCUCGAGAGCGAAUGCUGCAUUGUAUCCUCUAUUUUUACCACUGUAUCGACUACUCCAUAAGAUCCGAAUUGGAUCAGUCGCGAAUCCCUAGCUUCUGCCCCUCGUUGGGUUACUUAUCUUGCGACUUACUUUGUGUUAUUCCUGCCUGUAUGCUGCGUUACAUAGAUCUUGGACUGCUGUACCGCAUUUGUCGCAGUUUGGUUGGGCGUCUAUGA
Messenger RNA from Heterobasidion irregulare TC 32-1, 736 nucleotides. RefSeq lists its product as uncharacterized. The record is from RefSeq and is a predicted model, not a curated record. The coding region runs from base 506 to 736 and encodes 76 amino acids. NCBI's taxonomy places the organism in Eukaryota, Fungi, Basidiomycota, Agaricomycetes, Russulales, Bondarzewiaceae. The transcript is spliced from 3 exons.